GUCGCAGAUUUUCUCUGUCCAUAAGGUCGAGUCAAGCAAAGCAGAAAGAAGGUCGUCAGCAGCAAGGCCAUUAAGUUCGAGCAGUUGAAGAGAGCAGGAUGGACCAAUGUUGAGAGGGAGGGCUUUCAGGAUCAGUUUUUUUGCCAAAACCUAUCGAACGACCACGUCUACAGCUCGGAGAAAGGGGCUGCUGUGCAUAUGAAACCGAAGAUUUGAACCAACUAGCGUAAUCACAGAGAAAUAAGACAUUUCGCAAGGACAACUGUUCAUUUUCAUACCGCUUUCUCUCGAUGCAACAUUUUCAGCACUCUAGCAGUAUGAUUUUAGUAGUAUAGAGUAUCAGUCACUGCGAUGCACUAGUAAUCUAUAGCAGUUAUUGUUUACAUAUUGAUAAACUUAAGUAUUCUCCUUUUCUCCUGGAGAAGUCAAAGUUCUCGUCGAUUUUGUACCCCAAAAUUUGUAGGCGCUAGUUUUUUUUUUAAGUGUGGUUAUGUUUUGAAAGUCACAAGAGCAGCCAAACUUUAUUAAGAUUAAUAAACGUGUUUUCAAAAGGACUCAUCGACAGAAGAAUGAUUUGGAGCCGGUUAACGGAGCUGUUGCUCCUAAUAUUUGUGUGCGCGCACAGAUCCUCCUCAAAACAAGACAUGAAACCUGAGGCAUGGCUUCAGCAAUAUGGUUACUUGCCACCUGGUGAUCUCCGCACACAUACGGCUCGCUCUCCUCACUCCGUCUCCUCUGCCAUUUCUGCAAUGCAGAGAUUCUAUGGCCUAAAAAUCACUGGUAACAUGGAUCCUGCAACUCUAGAGGCAAUGAAGAAGCCUCGCUGUGGCGUCCCAGACAAGUUUGGAGCCGAUCUUAAAAGCAACCUGAGAAAGAAGCGCUACGCAAUCCAAGGACUCAAAUGGGAUAAAAAUGAGAUCACAUUCUGCAUUCAGAACUACACACCAAAAGUUGGGGAAUACGAAACAUUUGAGGCGAUCAGAAAAGCCUUCAAAGUGUGGGAAAGUGUUACCCCUUUGCGAUUCCGAGAGAUCCAUUACAGUGACAUCAUAGACAAGGUUGAAAACAAUGCCGACAUUAUGCUCUUCUUUGCCGAUGGUUUUCACAACGACGCUAGUCCGUUUGAUGGCGAAGGAGGAUUUUUGGCUCAUGCUUACUUCCCAGGCAAUGGCAUAGGAGGAGACACACACUUCGACGCAGCAGAGCCUUGGACCAUUGGAAACCGUGACCUUUUGGGUAAUGAUGUGUUCCUGGUGGCUGUUCAUGAAUUGGGUCAUGCCCUGGGACUGGAGCAUUCAAAUGAUCCCUCCGCCAUCAUGGCUCCCUUCUACCAGUGGAUGGAAACCGAGAACUUUGAGCUUCCUGAAGAUGAUCGUAAAGGCAUUCAGCAGCUUUAUGGACCAAACACCGGAGGCCGUCCAAGACCACCUGUCACCCCGCAGACCCCCCACCACACUCCAUAUCCCACACCAUACAGGCCCGGAGGACCUAGCUUUGGUCCUGACAUCUGCGAAGGCCAUUUUGACACCAUUGGCAUUUUCAGAGGAGAAAUGUUUGUGUUUAAGGAUAAGUGGUUCUGGCGCGUCCGUAAUAAUCAGGUUAUGGAAAAUUACCCCAUGCCAAUUGGACAUUUCUGGAGAGGUCUGCCUACAGACAUUAAUGCUGCAUAUGAAAGAGAAGAUGGAAAAUUUGUCUUCUUCAAAGGGGACAGGCAUUGGGUGUUUGACGAAUCGAACUUGGAGUCAGGUUACCCGAAGACUUUGAGAGAGAUGGGCAGCGGUCUUCCAAAGGACAAACUGGAUGCAGCCCUUCUUUACACCCCAACAGGCAACACCUACUUCUUCAGAGGAAACAAAUAUUAUCGCUACAAUGAAGACACGCGGUCAGUGGAUCAAGACUACCCCAAACCUAUGAGUAAAUGGCAAGGCGUUCCAGACAACAUAAAGGCUGCCUUCAUGAGUCGAGAUCAAAGUUAUACCUACUUCUACAAAGCCAAUAAGUACUGGAAGUUUAACAACCAGUUAUUAAGAGUGGAGCCUGGGUACCCCAAGUCUGCGCUCAGGGAUUGGAUGGGCUGUCCUAAUGAAGACUCCAAUACAGGUGGUGGAGGCGGAGGAAGUGACCGUGAUCGAGAGCGGGAAAGAGAACGCGAAAGGGAGCGGGAAAGAGAACGCGAAAGGGAGCGGGAAAGAGAACGUGAACGAGAGCGUGAACGUGAACGAGAGCGUGAACGUGACCGCACACGUGACGAAGACAAGACUGAGGACGAGGGCAAAAAGGAGGAGACAGAGGUGAUCAUUAUCGAGGUUGAAGACGCACCCAGCAGCGGAGGAGGAGGAGUGGCUGCCAUCAUGGUGCCAUGCAUGUUGCUACUCUGCGUGAUCCUUACUCUCGGAGCACUUCUCUUCUUCCGCAGGUACGGCACACCGAGACGCUUGCUCUACUGCCAACGCUCCCUACUGGACAAGGUUUAAAUGUUUAAGAAGGGAUAAUGGAAGAAAGGGAAGGGGAGGAGAGGAGAGAAUUGAGAAUAUGGAAGAAGGGGACUUAGUAGCAAAGCAGAACCAAAAUGAGAAAAGCAAUUAAAAAAAAUGGUUUUGGUCAAAAAUUGACCCUUUGUUGUUUAUUUAAAAAAAUGAUGCCACUCAGACAAAUCUCUACAUUUUUAUAUUUUGUAAUUAGUGAUCUUGAACGUUUUGCUUUCACACUUGUGCCAAGUUCUUCCCGCAUGCUGCAUAAAGGCAUACGGUACUUUCACUUCAUCUCUCCCCUCUUCUCUCAAUGUCUUUCUCUUCUUUCCCUUCUGGUGUAGCCAAUGACGCCAGCUCAUCGCUGUUUGUUUAGCCUUUUGUAAAUGCAAUUUUAAAUUUGUGAUUGUUGUUUUAUUGUUGUCUGACUCAUUGUGAACUCUUUCCCUCUGUCGAAAACGCCAUUUGUCCCUAUCAGAAGACUUUGCACUUAUCUCAGGUUGCAGCCGAUGCUUCUCACAUUUCCAGCAGCCUCGUGCAACUUUUAUAUAACACUUUUUUUUCUCCAUGGUUUUCGAAUGUCAUGCCAUUUUACAGGGUUCACAGUGAUGAAAAAACCUGGAAGAAAAUUAGAAAUGGUUUCACUUUUGUGGAAAUUCAUAAAAACGAAUUAAACUAGAUUUGUGAUUGCUUUUUGUGAGUGUAAUUCCUGUUCAUUUUUUAAAAUUCCUUCCAGGAUUCAUGAACUAGAUAAGUCAGUCACAAGGUGCCAUACUACCACGGUAUUCUCUCUAGUACUAUAUAAAUACCUCAGUGCAUGAUGAAUAUCGUAAUCAUUCCAUACCAUGGUAUUGCCAUCGCUGUACCAUAGGACCAUCAGAGUAAUUUUGAAGUGCUCUCAUAUGCACAGUGUUACCAGAUAUCAUAAAAUAUUAUUUGCAUUGGCUCAUGAAAGGCAAUUCUUCACUAAAGCAACACAGGGUUCCACUCCCACCCCCUGCAGCUCCCAACUCAGGUUAAGAAACCAAAGUCUAUUCCAAAUAUAAUUGAUACUUAUCCCACUAACAAUGCCUGCAAAGCUGUGCUGUCUGUCUGUGUCCUCCAGUAGUAUGGCUUUAUAUUGUACUGUAUUUUUAAUAAUAACUAUUAUUGAUAAUGAUGAUGUCAUUAUCAUUCUGAUUAUUACUAUUUUUAUUGUUCUCCAUGUCAAGAAUGUGUUUUUUGAUUUGAACAAUUGUCAUUAAAAAUGUCCUGCUGGACAGGCAAUAAUGUAUGUCUUAUGAAGUGGCCUUAAUUUGGGGAAAAGUGAAUGGGUGGGUUUGUAUUUUUGAACUGAAAUAAAUUGUAAAAAUAUGUAAAUUAUA
This is a messenger RNA of Carassius gibelio (silver crucian carp), 3832 nucleotides long. Its product is annotated as matrix metalloproteinase-14-like. The coding region runs from base 570 to 2474 and encodes 634 amino acids. Gene Ontology annotation, biological process: skeletal system development; zymogen activation; extracellular matrix organization. The transcript is spliced from 10 exons. The record is from RefSeq and is a predicted model, not a curated record. NCBI's taxonomy places the organism in Eukaryota, Metazoa, Chordata, Actinopteri, Cypriniformes, Cyprinidae. Gene Ontology annotation, molecular function: zinc ion binding; metalloendopeptidase activity. Gene Ontology annotation, cellular component: extracellular matrix.